Molecule: messenger RNA, 4095 nt
Organism: Anastrepha obliqua
Lineage: Eukaryota; Metazoa; Arthropoda; Insecta; Diptera; Tephritidae
Exons: 7
Coding region: 90-3896 (1268 amino acids)
Source: RefSeq, a predicted model, not a curated record
UCGCAAAAGCACCGUUACUUCUAGAAUCGGUUGGCGUCUCUUGGGAAUUUUGGUUUUAUAUAGAAACGUAAAGGCUUUAAAAAAUCGGAAUGCCGGCACGUUCAUCAGAAUCCAAGACGGGGGCUGACGGAGUAGUAGAGAAGUUGCGUGUUCGUCGACCUUGCUCUCGAAUAGCUAAUCCGCGUACACGAAGCGAAAGUUGUAGGCGUAUGCAACGCAGAAGCGGCAUGAUUGUGACUAUGUCUGUAGAACAAAGUGGAGGAAUAGCAUUGAAAACGGCUGAAGGUAUUGCGGCUUCACAUACAAGACAAGUCUCAACUACCUCGACGUUAUUCGGUCCUUUGGGCGUUUCGAUUGGAGUUGUAUGUGAGAGCACAACAGAAAACAAAGAAGUUGUUGUGGAUAUGAAAAAUUGCUCGAAGGACAAUACAAAUGUUGCAAUAGAUUGGAAUGUAACAGCGCCAGAGUACGAAAACCUUUUGAAGAACACACAGAAUCGCCCCCCUUUGGAAUUUCGAAAAAGUCUGAGUUUCCUAGAGGAUCGGCAGUUUGAAAUGCUGUCUCUGUUAAAUGUUAAAAGCAUCCAGCACUUGCUGGAUAUGCCACUAAGAAAAGUGCUUGAAAUUGCAUUGAGUAAUCAGCAACUACAGCUACUUCUAGCAAUGUUGGAAACGGAAGUGAAUACCAGUCCAAAAUCUUUGAAAUUAUCUCCAAAAAAAAUGGAAUCUUUAAAAUCAAUUGCAGAGGAGUUGGACAAAAUUGACUUAAACGACGAUGAUGACGAACAACCAUUGGUUAUUGACGAAACUAUUUCCAAUAUUGAAGAGAAUAAAACACUAAUAACGAAAGAUAACGAGCGAAGCCUGGAUGCUAUCGAGGAAUGUUUUUCUAAAAUUCGAAAUGUCAAAAUCCCUCAAACUCGAGCUGCCCUAAAGGACGUAAGAUCAGAGUUAACUGAAAUUAUUACCGAAUUGAACGAGAAAGAGAAUCGGCUAUCCCGUCAAUUACAACAAAAUAAGCAACUAGCCGAUGCUGUCAACAAUAAAGAAUCUAUCGGGCGUGGCAGUGAAGAUGUCGUCACAACUACAAGUAAGGCACAACCGUGUAAUUCACCUCAUGGUACCGAUGCUAAACAAAACGUUUUAGUUGAGGCUGGUAAACUUGAAAAGUCUGUUAAUAAACCGACAAGAGGUCCGCGGACUGCUAAGCGCCGACGUAAAGUAAAUAAAAGCAGGAACUUAAAAUCACCAACAACCACAACUAAAAACACUGACAACACUACUUGUGAUAUGAUUUUAGGUUCAAAUUCAACAUCUCCUAAACAGCCUUUUAAAGAAUCGUCUAAAAUAACUAAACCACCUUCGACGAUAUCAUCCGCAUUGGAUGUGAUUUCUCCAAAUACAAAUUUUGACGUUGCAGCAUCUCCAACUAUCGUGAAUGCGUUGCCCAUGUUAGAUUCGACAACACCUAAAACACCUUCAACAUUUGCAGGAAGCUCAGGAAUUUUUUUUAUUGAUCCAAGAUCGAUGGUCAUUUUGCAUGAUAGUGCUGUGAAAGGUAAUGGAUCAAUAGAUAAACCUAUUGGAAAAUCUUGCAAAAUGUGUCCAAAAAAGCCUGAAUUUCAACUUACUGCUAGUAAAAGCGCAGUACUUGUAGAUGUGUGCGCGCCAAACUUAAUGGCAGGUGCACCCAAACAGCUUUGUGCAACACCAAAUGUAACUGCGAUUGGUGGUAUGCCUCUAAUUGAACCAGACUCGGACGACACACACUCCUUGUCAAAGGAAUACAUAGACUGUAAAGUUCAAAAGAUUACUAAGCCUUUAAAAUCGUUUUCAGCGGCACCCACACAACAAAACCUGCAACCGACAGUUUUGAUCAAAAAGUUGUCUACUCCGCUACGAAAGAGGGAACAUAAUGUAGAUGCAGAUAGCACCACGACAAGUAUUGAACUUUGUUCUUCUAAAGAGAAAAAAUUGGAAACAAACGACAACGAAAAUGUGCCAUGUGCUCAAUCAAGGGAUGUGCAUGUCUCUAAGAAAACCAAGAUAGCGCAAUAUCCGAAGAAGACACGAAAACGUCUCGUUAAAGUUGUGGACUUGACUGACGAUAGCGAUAAUCCAAUAAUCCAAGCGAAACCCAAUUAUUUUUCAGAUAUAUCAGAUAAUUCAGAUGAACUAGCCGAGGUGUGUGCAGGUGUGUGCAACGAGAGUUCGUUUAUGAUGAAAGGAAUUGAGGUGCAAGCUUCAGACACCAAUUUGGCUUCAGUUUCGCACGAAAGUGAGAUGAAUGAUGCGAAGCAUAACUCAAAGUCAGUUUCGCCGGCGUCACCGCUAUUUGAAUCGAUUAAAAGUGACUCGGAAGAAAACGAUAUUAUAGAUGAUCGUGAGCAAAAGGGCCCUUUAAUUACUUGUGAGCUGGCCGAUGACUUAGUUACCAAUUCCAGUAUUGAAGAAUCCAGAAAUCAGUCGGUCAGCUCUUACUGCAGUAUUACACCUAAAGAUAAGGAAAAAUGUGAAGACUCCAUAAUUCAUUCACCGGCACAACGCCGUAUUGAGUUUGACGCGAAAUCAUGCACUAAAACUGUAGAUGAUUAUUCUGAUAAUGAUAAAGAUGAUUCUCACAAUGCGGGCUCAACUGUGAAAAUCGCUAAUACUCCUUUGUCGCCCAUUUCAAGUGGUAUUACUAGUCCCAUCAAUACUUUCACAUUUAGAGAAUAUAAGCCCACCGCGGAAAUAGAUGGCUGUUGUGCAGAAAUUAUAUAUUUGCUUAAAGAAAUUGAUAUACCUAACAAUCCGGUAAACAAACCCGAUGAUUUAGAUUUGCUUCUGCGAACGAACUCUUCUGAUCCUAGAUUGUUUAAGUAUUUAAAAAAGAAUGCCAAUGCAGUGCAUGGUGCUUCGUCACUUUGUGUUUACAGUAAAGUUAGUCAGAGUGAUCCUCGCCGCUCGAGUAGCAUUUACAAUUCGGAUACAUAUUUAAGCCAACGUCCACAAGAACCUAGCCAGCAAACGCCCAAUAUGCUGCUCUAUGGCUGCCUGCAACGCUCUCCAUGGUAUCAGUCGCUGAUGUCUACAAUGAAAAUACAAAUAAAUCAAACCGUUUCGGUACUGGUAAAUGCUAUCAAUAAUUUUCAGAAAAUGCGUCUAGAAUAUCCCUACGCUGUCUUUGAUAUUUUCAAACUUUAUUGCGCUGGCGAGUUAUUGGAAAUUUUAGAAAAUCUCGGACUCUUCGUAGACGUCAACGGGGUAAUAUCUGAAAAGAAAAAUGUAUCCAGCUUCGCGGGUCGCUCAUACGGUUGUUCUUCGGUGGUGAAUGCGACCUACAGUUUUAUUCAGCCAGUGGAGCCACCUUCAGUAACAGUUCAACAUCAACAGAUGCGUUCUUUCGCAGCACCAUCCGCAAACUUUUCUGCACCAUCAGCUACCUUUCAACAAUCAUCACCAUCACCAUCACCAUUCAUUAGCUGCUACAUUGAUUCGCCGCAAAUGGCAAUGGAGAAGCCAGUACAGCUGCCAAAACCUUCUUUGCCUCGACCAUCACCUAUUACACACUCUCGUCGGCCAACAAUACCACAUCAACCGCCAUCGUCACCACCACCAAGACGUCACUGCGGACUAAAGGUGCCAUAUUCGUCUAGAGCACCAAAUCCUCGUUGUUUAUUGUCGCCGAUAAAGCGUCAAGCGAGUUACUCGGACUCUGAAGAGGAAUGCUGGGAUUCGGACGAUGGUACAACUUCCUCCAGACCGUCAAAACUUCCACUUAGUCCUGACGGUUCUGAUAGUUCUCACAAUAGUUAUGAAGUUUCUCAUCGUAAUUACUCAAAAACUGAAAAAUUUGUCGAGGGUCGUUCGUCAAACUACGGAAAAUCGCUCGAAAGCGGUAAGAAGCGUUACUAAAGCGCUAAUAAAAUUUAUAAAAUGGCUACUUAAAAUCUACAAUGGAAUUGCUUGUUUAUUUGUUUAAAAUAAUUUAUGUUAUGUUUUUUACCUAAGAAAGGUAUUAAAUUAUAUAUCGAAUAUGGGUUGUUUUAUGUUCUGUUUUGUACUGAAUACAGUUUAGUUUUAAAUACAUUGAAAUAAAUCAUACAAAGUAUCA